This is a messenger RNA of Aspergillus luchuensis, 354 nucleotides long. RefSeq names its product thioesterase family protein. NCBI's taxonomy places the organism in Eukaryota, Fungi, Ascomycota, Eurotiomycetes, Eurotiales, Aspergillaceae. The transcript has a single exon. Bases 1 to 354 code for a protein of 117 amino acids. The record is from RefSeq and is a predicted model, not a curated record.
AUGACCUACCCUGAUAAAGUUACGGUAUAUCAUAAGCUGGUUCACGAUCCGACAUCCCCUGAUGCACCCCGUCAUGGGUUCUAUCUCCAUGCGAUGAUAGUCUCCGAGGCUCGCCAACGGCCCGCUGCCCGCGUUUCCGAGGACCUGGUCAUCUAUGACUACAAGGCAAUCAAGAAGGCGGAGCUUCCGCCGUUUGUCAUGGAACAGUUCAAAUCCACCUGGGAUCUUCAAGAGAAAGCUAAGAGAUAUUGGCAGGAGCGCAUCCUUGAUAUAGAAACGAGGGUCCGUACAUUGGAAACAGAGAGCUGGGACCGGGAAGAUGCGGUCGAGGAUACCGGAUCUGCGAAGCAGUGA